CCUCCUCUCCUGAGAAUCCUCGUAAAACCCUUAAAUUCCUUCAAAAUGGUGAACCUUGGCGACGUUUUCCCCAACUUCACGGCUGAGAGCACCAUCGACCUCGAUUUCCAUAGUUUCUUGGGAGACAAGUGGGGCAUCCUGUUCUCCCACCCAGCUGACUAUACUCCAGUCUGCACAACAGAGCUGGGAAAGGUAGCCAAGUUGGCUCCUGAAUUCACAAAAAGGAAUUUUAAGAUGCUGGCCAUUUCAUGCGACAAUGUGAACGAUCAUCUUGGCUGGAUUAAGGACAUCCAGGCUUACAACCCUCUCAGGAGAUUUCCCCUUCCCUAUGUAGCGGAUGAGAAGCGUGAAUUGGCUAUCAAGCUCGGCAUGCUUGACCCAGACGAGAAGGAUUCUGCAGGUAUGCCCCUGACAGCCCGCGCUGUCUUCAUCAUUGGACCUGACAAGAAGCUGAAGCUCUCCAUUCUGUACCCUGCCACAACUGGACGUAACUUUGAUGAAGUCCUACGUGUCAUCGAUUCCCUGCAACUGACAGCUGAAAAGAAGGUGGCAACCCCUGCUGACUGGCAGGCUGGCGGAAACUGCAUGGUCUUGCCUACCAUCCCUUCUGCAGAAGCCAAACAACUAUUCCCAGAUCACAAGGUUCAUGAGGUGCCCUCCGGCAAGCAAUAUCUGCGUACCACUCCUUGCCCCAAGUAAAUUUGAGGUCUUGAAAGGUGCUAUUUGGGCGACCUUUUUCAUUUACUUAAAGAUUUCCUGUAAUCUUUUUGUUAUAAAACCUCUUUAACUUCUCUUUUUUAAGAAUUCAAAAUUUUAUAUGGAAAAAAGAAUUGAUUUUGUUUCCAGAAUUCAUUUUUUUGCACAAAUUGAAUUAAUUAGUUGUUUUGACUUUUGGGGGGUUCUGUACCUGACUUUUGUCACUUGGGUGUUAUUACUUUUGCACCAUAAUAGUGUAGGUUUUUCAUACUUUUUGUAACCAUAGGGUAGAAGAGAAAAAAAA
Messenger RNA from Penaeus vannamei (Pacific white shrimp), 1000 nucleotides. Lineage: Eukaryota; Metazoa; Arthropoda; Malacostraca; Decapoda; Penaeidae. The record is from RefSeq and is a predicted model, not a curated record.